Messenger RNA from Leptomonas pyrrhocoris, 1025 nucleotides. RefSeq lists its product as hypothetical. NCBI's taxonomy places the organism in Eukaryota, Euglenozoa, Kinetoplastea, Trypanosomatida, Trypanosomatidae. The transcript has a single exon. The coding region runs from base 99 to 1025 and encodes 308 amino acids. The record is from RefSeq and is a predicted model, not a curated record.
GAAGAAAGCAUCGUCAACGUAUUCAUUUCUGACAUCAGGGUUUAUCAUUAUUAUUACUGUUGUUUUCGUAGGAGACGCGUUGUAAGCGAGACCCUUCCAUGCCGCCUCGCACGUCCCCCUUUUCUUCUAAAGCGGCGGCAGCACCGUCGACGAGUACGUCCGGCUUCGCCUCGUUUGUGCUCGAGCGGGUCGCGCACAAUCCGUUUCUCAUCCACGAAACACCGCGAUCACUGCGCUUGACCGGCGGCGUCGGCGGCGUCCCCACCACCCUCGAUCCUGACCAGCGGGACGUCCUCCUUCACGCUGAUGCGCCACCGAACAGCGCUAACGCCGCAACCGCAGCAGUAACUGCGGCGGCCGUGACGGCGGUGCUUCAGCGCGCGUUGGUCGAUGCACCUCUGCUCCCUGUUGGUGGUUCGCAUUUGCUGUACGAGCUUGUCUGGUCGAACUUCGUGGCCUGCGCAGAAGCGGCAAAGCAAGUCGGGUGCUACAAGCAAGCGCUGGAGCUGCACGGCGCACGCGCGAUGACAGCAGCGGCGGUGGCUCCAGCAGCCGCAACCGCCACUAGUGAUGCUGGCGUCGAUACGUCGUCUAGCACCAACGACUCAAGUUUGGUAGAAAGUGUGUUCGGUGCCUCGCCUCUCGUCCCCGGCUCGCAGCCUGCGUCAUCUCCGCAAGGAGGCAGCGGUCACAGCCUCUUCAGCCCGGAGGAGCUGAGCACAUCGAUAGCGCCGGACGUGCUACACGCACGUCUUGCCCAGUCACAGACACGCCUCGCGGAGCUCAAGGUUGAACUAGCGCGCAGCCUCGCGAAAAUGCGGUGCAUCGCGCAAGACUUAGACGCCUACGAUGCGACGCCAAUCGAGGAGCUGCGUCGGCAGCGGGAGGCGGCAACGACGGCGCUGAUGACGCCGGUGGUGGUGCCGCCGUCGUUACGUGAAGGUGGCGCAGUGCCACCGCCAGCGGUGGUGGUGGUGGUGGACGGCGAGCAGCAGGACCGCAAGCGACAGCGUACAGCGGAGUAA